This is a messenger RNA of Cyclopterus lumpus (lumpfish), 1060 nucleotides long. Its product is annotated as dnaJ homolog subfamily B member 9-like. The record is from RefSeq and is a predicted model, not a curated record. NCBI's taxonomy places the organism in Eukaryota, Metazoa, Chordata, Actinopteri, Perciformes, Cyclopteridae. The coding region runs from base 432 to 968 and encodes 178 amino acids. Gene Ontology annotation, cellular component: endoplasmic reticulum. Gene Ontology annotation, molecular function: protein-folding chaperone binding; misfolded protein binding. The transcript has 2 exons.
UCUUUCCUCUAGCGGCGACAAGGCUGUAUUGCACUGAAGUAAGUUCCGCUUUGUGUGUCUUUACACUGAGAAAACCGGUCUUUUUAAAAGUUUCUUCGUACGCAGGAGGUAACGUUAGCCCGACUGCAACACGACGGGGAGCUAAGCUAGAAACGACAGCUGCACAAUAACAGCAUUUCAUUUGACACUCUUUCACCACCACGUUUUGUCCGGAACAUCUUGAAGCUCAUGUCAGCUGAGCAAGUUGACUUGGGCCAAACCGAGUCAAGCAGCGUUAAAGGUGUGCCCAGUGCUGCUACGCUGACGUGUGGACGGACAGCCGUAAGCUACACGACGUAUGAAGAUGAGCUGUCAAACCGCAAGACAGCUGUAGCCGACUUCCAGAUAACUUCUUUGUGUCACACAGUUCCUCAUCUGUGCUCCGAACCCCCAUGAUGGCAGUGCAAGGUGUUUCCCACCGGAUGCCCGCAUAUGUGGUCAUUCUGCUCUGCUUAGCCGAAGUCCUGCCCGCCGCCUCCGAGUCGGACAGAACUUACUACGAGACUCUCGAUGUUGAGCGAUCAGCAACUGGCAGCCACAUAAAGAAGGUUUUCCGCCAACUGGCCAUCAAAUACCACCCAGAUAAGAACAAGAGCGCCGGUGCCGAGAAGUCUUUCAGAGAGAUUGUUGAAGCCUACACGGUGCUCUCCGACAAGGAGAAGAGGAGGCUGUAUGACUCUGUGGGCCACAAGGCUUUCCUAGAAGACGAGGCCUCUGUUAACCCUGAGGAUGAACAUGACACAAGGCCCUUUGGUUUUGAAGACCUCUUCCAUGACUUCGAAGACAUUCCCUUUGUGGAGGAGCCACUCUUCCACUGGACCUUUCAUCAGGAUGGGGGGGAGGAGGAUGGUCCAUAUCAACAUUACAGUAUAGAAGAGCCUGGCUUAAGCUUUUAUUUGGGGGAUGAAGAAGAAGACCACUACUGCUAGAUGUUUAGCAUCUUUGACCCUGUAUCCUGUGUGUCUGUUUAAGUGUAUUGACUUUGAUGAACACAUCUUUAUAUAAAAUUGUUUUAACAGUA